Molecule: messenger RNA, 288 nt
Organism: Drosophila ficusphila
Lineage: Eukaryota; Metazoa; Arthropoda; Insecta; Diptera; Drosophilidae
Gene: Mocs2A
Product: molybdopterin synthase sulfur carrier subunit
Exons: 1
Coding region: 16-288 (90 amino acids)
Biological process (GO): Mo-molybdopterin cofactor biosynthetic process
Cellular component (GO): cytosol
Source: RefSeq, a predicted model, not a curated record
UCAUCAUUUGUAAAUAUGAGUACAGACGGACCUGUUGUCAAUGUGCACGUGCUGUUUUUUGCCCAAUCCCGAGAGUUAGCCAAAACUCCCCGAUCGAAAGUGGAUGUGCCUGCGGAAAUAAUUGCUUCUGAUCUACUAGAACAAUUGGUGUCCAAGUUCGGACUGACAUCCAUUCGGGAUAACUUGAUCUUGGCCCACAACGAAUCGUACAUUGAGAACCUAAGUGAUAGGAUACAGUUUAAAGAAGGGGACGAGUUGGCCGUUAUACCACCACUAAGUGGAGGAUAA